This is a messenger RNA of Arctia plantaginis, 810 nucleotides long. The record is from the annotation of a GenBank genome assembly. Lineage: Eukaryota; Metazoa; Arthropoda; Insecta; Lepidoptera; Erebidae.
AUGGUGAAAUUCAGAACCGUAUCUCUUUCGGCACUCGGGGUGUCGACACACGACAGACUGAGCGACUUCUACACGUCGUCAUGGCAACGGGGAGAGUCUGUGUUACCACUGUUAUUGGUGCGGUUGCUACUCACAUCUUCAGCACUCGCCAUACUUACGUGGUCCCUCGUCGAAGGCGCCAGCCCAUAUUGGUUGAUCUACCUCACUAACUGGGGAUUACUGCUCGUCUCGGCUACAAUGAUCAGCGGUCUUGCCCUAUCAUUUACAUUUCGUUUCAAGAAGCAAAUAGAGACGACAAAUUUACCAUGGUUCGUUAAGUCGUACUGGAUCUUUUUCAACGUAACGGCUGCCAUCUCAAUCAUGAUCACUGCUCUUUACUGGAUAUUAUUAUAUGAUCCAGCUGCACAAGAAAAAUUGGGACUGCGGGCUCUUUGGCUAGACAUAUCGACGCACGGGUUGGCGUCAUGUAUAAUAGUGGUUGAAUUGUUCACCUCACGAACACCCAUCAGACUGGCACACAUCUACCAGCCACUCUUUCUUGGUAUCUGGUAUGCUGCCUUCUCUGGCAUUUACUACGCUGCCGGAGGUACUGACAGAAAUGGCAAUGUAUAUAUUUACGCAGUACUGAACUGGCAAGAACCGAGGUCGACGGCGAUCGUGGUGGCUGGCUCAGUAGUUGCCGUGGUCGUCUUGUAUGUAAUAUUAUGGGGCUUCGCUGUCUUCAGGGACAAGUUAUCUUUGACUUACGUGCGAACUCACAAUCUGCCGAUAACGCCACCGGAUGCAAAGGCCGACCGACAAAUGGUGUGA